CUCGUAACAAUCACAACUGUCAAAAUCCACACGUUUUCUUGGCGUUGUGUGCUAUCCGGUGUUACAUUUUUAUAGAGUUUAACUUUUAUUUCGGCUGUUAUCAUGUAAAGCUUUCUGUGGGACUCUUGUCCGAUGUUCAUUUAUAAGUUCCUGUCUGGUUUUAUAUUAAACAACGCAAGGAUCAUGUAGCUGCUCAGAAAGGUUGUGAAGAUGUUUCCAAUAGCGCCGCCGACACCCAUUUAACACAUACAGAUACAGAUGGACCACACAUAGAGAGCAGACGUCAGCAUGGCGCCCGAGACCGAGCCCGGCCCGCUGGCCCUCAAACUGACCACCAAACUGACCACGAUCGAUUUAGUCGGCGGCAUCCUCUGUAGCAUUUGCCGCUUAACAUUUAAAAAUAAAAAAGAUUACGACUUGCACUAUUUCCAGCAUAAUCUUGGUGGAGACGAAAUCGUCUAUACAUGUGUGGUUUGUCUUAAAGAUAUUGCGGGCUACCCGAGUUUCCGCGGACACUGCUAUACCUCACAUGUCAUCAAGGAAAGAUUCAAAUGCGAGCAUUGCAACAAGCUGUUUUCUAAAUCAGGAGCCCUAAAGGACCACAUCGCAUCUCUACACAAAUUUGAAUGCUCAUGCUGCAAGAGAGAAUUCCCAACUAAAAAAGAAAUGCAGCUGCAUAAAAUAAUCCACAUGAAUGACAAACCUCCGUUCAACUGCCAUACUUGCAACGAGAAAGUUGACUGCAUUGAUGCGUGCGAGCAGCACAUCGACAAGCACUCCGUCUCUCUCUACUCUUGCCCCAUCUGCAGCGAGAAGAUUGACAGCAAAGCGGCAGGCGUCGAUCACCUCGCUAUACAUUUUGGCAACGUACUUAAUUCAAAUGACAGCGAUUCAGAUUCCGAACAUGACAAUGACAAACCAGAAGACAGUUCAAUUGAUUUGCUCGGUGGCAUUCUCUGUUCCGUCUGCAGUGAAAUCCAUAAGAACCGAUCAGAGAUAGACCUGCACUUCAGUCAGGAGCACCCGGAGAUGAGCGUGGUGUAUGGGUGUAACAUCUGCGGCAAGGACUUCGAGAAGUAUACACAGUUCGGACAACAUUGCUAUGAGCACAUCAGCAAAAAUAGAUACAAAUGCGAGUCCUGCGAGAAGUCAUUCAGCCGGCUGGCGCGCCUGGUGACGCACACGGAGGCGUUUCACGCGCGCGGCGACGGCAGCAGCAAGCCGCUCAGCUGCCAGCACUGCCCGCAGCAGUUCGCCAGCGAGUUCCGCUUCCGGGAGCACCAGAGACUAGAGCACGACAUCUGCGUCAUCAUGUGCAGCCAGCCUGGCUGCGGGGAGAUCUUCGAAACGCCGAAAGAGCUGGUCCUGCACCAGAAGCGGCACAGCCUCCCCAGCGACCUCUGGUGUCGGCUGUGCGGGCUGCAGUUUUCGUCGCGCGCCACGGCGGAGCGCCAUCUGGACGUGCACCGGAAGAAGACCUUCUCGUGCCCCGUGUGCGCGCGCAAGUACGGCGAGAAGUACCUGCUCAUGAAGCACGUGCCGCAGCACUUCGAGACCGUCAUCCACAUGUGCAAGGUGUGCGGCAAACUCUACAACGCCAAGAACCGUCUCAUCCAGCACUCCAAAACGCACGCUAACGUCAAGAAUUACAAGUGCUCGUUCUGCGCCAAGGGCUUCACCUCCAUAUACAAGCUCAAGCAGCACCAAAACAUGCACACCAACAUCCGCCCAUACCGGUGCACUGUCUGCACCAAAGACUUCAACAACUACUCCAACUGGUACAAGCACCUGAGCAAAAUACACAAGAUCGACCCCAAAACUGUGAAGAAACCCGUAUUCAACGUUGAGAAAGAAAAUGUCGCUAAACAGAACAGUGUUCAGAACGAUUUGAUGGAUAUGGAAUCUUUGAGUGUGAACAUAGACAUGCGGGAGUUGGAAGGGGACGGGCUGAUGGGUGGGAGCGGGAUGAAGGAGAGCUACCUGUUCCUGGAGCCGGGGACUGAGGCGGUGGACCUGGACAGCAUCAACCCGUCCAUCGCGCCGGGGACUGUGGCCGAGUUCGCCACCUUCGUCGCAGGCGCAAUGCCCCCCGCCCCUGCCCCCGCCCCCGCUAUGCCCCGCGAGUACGGCCCCGACUUCACUGUGACCGAGGGCGCCGACCUGCUCCACCUCGACGACCACAUGCUGCCCCACAUCGACCCCCUGCUGCCCCACAUCGACCCCCUGCUGCCCCACAUCGACCCCUACGGGCCCCGAGACAAGUGGGAGCCCUUCAUUGUGACCAAGUACCAGGGGCGGGCCAACACAGACAUAUAUUAA
Cydia amplana is the source of this 2319-nucleotide messenger RNA. RefSeq names its product zinc finger protein ZFP2-like. Gene Ontology annotation, molecular function: DNA-binding transcription activator activity, RNA polymerase II-specific; RNA polymerase II cis-regulatory region sequence-specific DNA binding. The coding region runs from base 289 to 2319 and encodes 676 amino acids. Lineage: Eukaryota; Metazoa; Arthropoda; Insecta; Lepidoptera; Tortricidae. The transcript is spliced from 8 exons. The record is from RefSeq and is a predicted model, not a curated record. Gene Ontology annotation, cellular component: nucleus. Gene Ontology annotation, biological process: regulation of transcription by RNA polymerase II.